Molecule: messenger RNA, 3918 nt
Organism: Triplophysa rosa
Lineage: Eukaryota; Metazoa; Chordata; Actinopteri; Cypriniformes; Nemacheilidae
Gene: ddx10
Product: DEAD (Asp-Glu-Ala-Asp) box polypeptide 10
Exons: 18
Coding region: 76-2643 (855 amino acids)
Biological process (GO): rRNA processing
Cellular component (GO): nucleus
Molecular function (GO): RNA helicase activity; ATP binding; nucleic acid binding
Source: RefSeq, a predicted model, not a curated record
GACAUCGCUGAAGAAAACUUUCACGUGUUGUUAUCGUAGCUGUGCGUUUUAAUUAGCCAACGAAAUACAGUAAAAAUGCGGGUUAAAAAGACUAAAGAGAAGAAAAAAUUGAUCACGGAUGACCCUGUUAAGAAUUUCGAGAAAUGGAAAAAGAAGUAUGUCGAAAAGAAGACCCGUGUCAAAAAAGCGAAAAAACCGACUAGCAAGAAACGCCAAUAUGAGACCGAGAGAGAAAAUAUACAGAAACUGGUGAAAAAAUACUCAGAGAUCAACCCCAAAGAGGCUGUGAAGUUCUCUGAUUUUCCUCUUUCAAGAAACACACUGAGAGGUCUUCUUGAAGCUCAGUAUAGGCAGCCCACAGAGAUUCAGAGGCAGACCAUUGGCUUUGCUUUGCAAGGGAGAGAUGUUCUUGGAGCUGCCAAGACGGGCUCUGGAAAGACCUUGGCUUUUCUCAUCCCAGUUUUGGAGUGCUUGUACCGUGAACAAUGGACCGCAGUGGACGGUCUGGGUGCUCUCGUCAUCUCUCCCACACGAGAACUGGCCUAUCAGACCUUUCAGGUGUUGAGGAAAGUUGGGAAAAAUCACGAUUUUUCUGCUGGACUUGUAAUCGGUGGCAAGGAUCUAAAAGACGAAUCCGAUAAGAUACAUCGCACAAAUAUCAUUAUCUGCACCCCAGGACGUCUUCUGCAGCAUAUGGAUGAGACGUCCACAUUUCAUGCAUCAAACCUGCACAUGCUCGUUCUGGAUGAAGCUGAUAGGAUUCUUGACAUGGGAUUCGCCGACACGCUCAAUGCUAUUGUGGAAAACCUUCCGAAAACACGUCAGACCCUUCUGUUCUCUGCCACCCAGACCAAAUCUGUUAAGGAUCUUGCCAGGCUGAGCCUGAAGAACCCAGAAUAUGUGUGGGUUCAUGAGCAGGCCAAGUUUAGUACCCCUGCUACUCUGGAACAGAACUAUGUGGUGUGUGAGCUGCACCAGAAGGUCGACAUGCUCUUCUCGUUUUUGAGAAGUCACCUUCAGAAGAAGAUCAUCGUCUUUUUUGCUUGCUGUAAAGAGGUUCAGUAUCUGUUCCGGGUGUUCUGUCGUUUGCGUCCGGGUAUCUCCGUACUCGCUCUUCACGGCAGACAGCAUCAGAUGAAAAGGGUGGAGGUUUACAACGACUUUGUCCGCAAAACGGCCGCAGUCCUUUUUGCUACAGACAUUGCUGCCAGGGGACUUGAUUUCCCAGCAGUGAACUGGGUGCUGCAGUUUGACUGUCCGGAAGAUGCAAACACAUACAUCCACAGAGUUGGAAGAACAGCCAGAUAUAAGGAAGGAGGUGAAGCUCUUCUUGUCCUCUUGUCCUCAGAGGAGAAGGGCAUGAUCGCACAGCUUCAAGAGAAGAAAGUUCCCAUUAACAAAAUCCAGGUGAAUCCAGAAAAGUUGAUAUGUGUCCAGCAGAAGUUGGAGGCCUUUCUGGCCCAAGAGAAAGAGCAGAAGGAGCGAGCACAGAGGUGUUUUGUGUCCUACCUCCGUUCUGUCUUUUUGAUGAAGAACAAAGAUGUCUUUGAUGUUUUUCAGCUCAAACUCCCAGAAUAUGCCAUGUCACUGGGUCUGGCGGUGGCACCAAGGGUCCGUUUCCUUAGUAAAGCCCAGCAGCAGAUGAGCGGAGGUGUGCAGAACAACAGCAUCGCUGCAGGAGACGAGUCUGAAGAUGAACUUAAGAGUUUCAAAACUCAACUCAAGGGAAAGCAAGCUGAGUCUGAGCUUUCACAGUCUGAGGAGGAUGAUGGUGAUGAUGGUGAUGAUGAUGAGGAGGAGGGAGAAAAGCCUGCAGCUCUGCUCUGUGGCUCUGAUGAUGAAGAGGAGGAUGAUCAGAAAGAUCUGGACUUACUGACGGUUAAACGUAAAGAUGUGUUCAGUGUCAACGAGGAUAGCCAGACCAAAGAGGAAACAAAUGCUGAAGAAAAGAAUAACAAACAAAAAGAGUCCAAAGUCAAGGAAGCGAAGAAAAUCCAAAAAAGAAACUUCAAGGUGAACACAAAGACGAUCUUCACCGACAAUGGCGAGGUUUUACAACAGUGGCCUCCUCUGCAGAGAACCAUGAUUCCAAAGGGAGAGGAGGAGGAGGAGGAUGAUGAGGAGACGUCCGGUAUCAAUGUGGAGGCGGCCAAAGAACGGCUCCGCAAGGAAGACCAGGAGUUUGACAAGAAAGAGUACCGAAGUAAAAUCAAAGAGAAACAUAGGGAGAAACGGCUGAAGGAGAAGGCAGCUCGAAGAGAGGCAAGCAAACAGCGUAAAGAGAAGCAAAAGGAAGCUGCUGAUGAAGAUGACGGUGACAAUGACGAUGAUGAUGAUGGUGAGGAGGAGGUUGUGGCCUAUCUGUCGGGAGUUGAAGAAGAAUUCGACCCCAGCACGCUACCUGACCCAGACAAAGUGCACGAUUCAGAUUCCUCAGAUGGAGAAGACAGCGAUGCAUCAGUCCGUGGCAGGAAGAGAAGUUUCAGCGAUGACAGCAGUGAUGAUGAUGGUGAUGAUGUACAGCAGAGACCGGUGGUCAGAAAGAAGCCCAGGCAGGAGUCUACAGUAACUCCUCUGGACACUGGCCUCUCGCUGGCUGAAGAUGAAGAGCUUGUGCUGCAUUUACUGGGCAGCCACAGCUAGUGCAUACAGAAACUGGACCAUUUUCCCAGCACGCAUGUUCCCACGUUCCGACAAAGUUGCAUUGGAUGUGUGUUUAUAGUGCCUGUAUGUUGAGUUUAUACAUCACAUAAAUCCCUCUUUCCUAAUAAAAUUGAUCCUGAAUAUGACUAAGGUUCACUUUAUUCCAUAUUUUUAUGUGCAUGGGUUAUAAUUUCUCUCCUCUACCUCUUCUCCUCUUUACCUCCUUUCCAGCUUAGCACAGGAAAUGAAUUCUCAUGUGGCGUCUUGCCAGACAGUCUCAAAUUACCUAAACUUUGUUUUGCAUUGAAGCAAAAAAAGAUGCUCGGCUGAUGUCAGUCUUGAUGGAGAAACACCGUGAAGUCCCAGGUGCCGUCUAGAACCUAUUACUGUUAAACUGUUCUCAUUAUUUCUGCUUUGAAUAUCGCCUUCCUGUCACAUUGAAACACCACUUAAUGUGUGAUUUCGCCUGAUUUCAGUCUGAAAUUGAAAUGGAGGGUUCUAUAAAAGAACUUCUAGCUCGGCAAUUAUAUGCCCCUAUUCAACUCAAAUCCGGCCUGCCGAGUUGUCUGGUUAUCUACAUUCAGCCAGUUCAUGUCAGGAAGAGGCUUGCAUUGGGUUUACAUGAGACAAGCUAUAAUUGAACACCAGCAUAACUUUGCAUUGCACAAUAGUGACCUUAUCCAGUAAUCCUCUGUAUUCACCCGGAGUCCAUGUUUUUUAGAUGCGCUAGUGGCCGUUUCUCAAAUUAUCAGCACUGUGCCACGAGACCUAAUCGUUUGUAUUACAUAUUUUAUGUCUCUUUCUCACCAGUGACAAUGAAUUUCCAUUGACUCAUUGCUUAUAUUAUACAGUUGCUGUUGGACAUAGGAGCCCUAGGUUUUUUUUAUGCAGAAUCUUGUACAUUCUGUAACUUGAAAAAAUGAAUAUGCUUGCGUUGUCAUUUAGGAUGGCAUUUUUAUGUAAGGGUGUAUGAUGAAUAUGAUUACCCUUUGCUCAGUGAGGGAUUGAGAAUUAGCUUUAGGAUGGUGUUAUUUGGUAAAACCAUUGCCCAUAUUGAUAUCAAACAGGAUAAACAGAUAUUUUAGAGGGAGAUAAACAAAUACCACAGAAUUCACAAUAUUCAUUCAAUUGUGUUCCUAAUGAUGUCACUUACUAAAGGAUGAUGUCAUUCGGGAAAUCAUUGCAUCGCUGAUGUCCUUCGGAAACCUUGUAUGUCCUUAUUUUGUGAUCUUUAUUUUUUGCCGUAAAUCAUUAUUAUUAGGCACUCUUUAUGUU